AUUACCGAUUAGCACGGCGAGGGUUUGCGUUUGUUUGUAUCACACGUGGGGUUUUUAUGGGAGGCCAGAGGAGGAGAGUGGAGUCACAGAGUUACUUAUAUCUCGGGGGAAAGAGCAGAGGCUGUUCUUUUCUGGAAGGUCGUCAGAGGGCUCGGACAUGUCAAAGGGGGUGUACAUCUCCAAGGCACUGGCGGUGGCCACCGUGGUGCUGACGGUCUCGGCCGUGGGUGCCAUCAUCACCAUGAUCACCAUCUUCCAACUCCAGAUCAAUGAGAGACCACCUUCACCUCCACCGACCAUUCCAACAACCACGGGAGGCCCUACUGGACCCCCACCGAACAUGAGACUGCCUGACAACCUGGUCCCAGAGGAAUACACAGUCUACCUGCAGCCAUACCUGUAUCCUGAAGUGUACAACGGCACCAACCAGACCUUCACUUUCACCGGGAACUCCACAGUGAAGUUCAAGUGCGUGAAAGUCACCAACAGGAUCUACGUCCACAGCAAGGACCUGAACGUGACCUCAGUGUGGGUGAUGGACGAGAAUGGAACAUCUCUGCCGAUUAAAGCCAGGAGUCUGCUGGAGGAUGAAAGCAAUUUCUUUGAGAUUGAGCUUCAGAGCCGCCUCAAAGUUCAGGGCACGUAUCACCUCUUCACUGCAUUUGAGGGGGAGAUGUUCGACGACUUAACUGGCAUCUACGUGAGCCAGUACACAGAAAAUGGGGACGAGGAACGGUUUCUGGUAGGCAGCCAGAUGCAGCCCACAGAUGCGAGGAAAGUGUUCCCCUGUUUCGAUGAGCCAGCUAUGAAGGCUGUGUUCCGCAUCACCAUGAUCCACAGGGAAAAAACGCGAGCGCACUCCAACGCUAAAGAGACGGGACCCCCAAAGACCACAGAAAUUGAUGGGGAAAAAUGGCUCAUCACUGAGUUUCAUCCAACGAAUAAAAUGUCAACAUACCUCUUAGCUUUCAUUGUGUCCACAUUUGACGCAAAGGAGACCAAGUAUCAGAGGUCCACAGUGCGGACGUGGGCCCGACCAGAGGCCAUAAAGGCAGGACAUGCGGACUACGCACAGAAAAUCACAGGAGACAUCUUGCAGUUCUACGAAGAGCUCUACGGCAUAAGCUACCCUUUGAAUAAACUCGAUCAAAUGGCUCUGCCGGAUUUUGGCGCCGGGGCCAUGGAGAACUGGGGCCUGAUCACGUACCGCGAGACGGCUCUGCUGUACGAGGAGGGCGUGUCCUCCACCUCAAACAAGGAGUGGGUCGCCACGGUGAUCGCUCAUGAGCUAGCCCACCAGUGGUUCGGAAAUUUGGUCACCAUGAAGUGGUGGAACGACCUGUGGCUGAACGAGGGGUUUGCGACGUACAUCUCUUACCUGGGAGUCGACAGAGUCGAGCCCACCUGGAACAUUAAAGACCUGAUCGUCCUCAACGACAUCCAGGCCGUCUUCCAAGUGGACGCCCUGGCCACCUCUCACCCUCUUAGCUCUAAUGAGAAGGACGUUCAGACACCCGCCGAUAUUAGCCAGCUGUUUGACUCCAUCACCUACAGCAAGGGUGCAGCUGUGUUGAGAAUGCUGUCUGAUUACAUAUCGGACAAAGUUUUUCAAAAUGGCCUCCAGUCGUAUCUGAAGGCUAACCAGUAUGGCAACGCUGACUACAAAGACCUGUGGAGCCACUUACAGGAGGCCGUAAAUGCGAACAGGGACAACUACAAUGUGGCGGAAGUCAUGGACACCUGGACCAAACAGAUGGGCUACCCGGUCGUCACCAUCAACACCGUGAGCGGCGCUGUGUCCCAGCAACACUUCCUUCUCAACCAGACAUCACCCUACAAUUUCCUCUGGCAUAUUCCAAUAAGGUUGAUGAAGUCCAACAAAGCCCUGAUGCGGGAUUUUCUGAAUGAAAAGGGUCCAGUGACAAAGGAAGUGUACGAGACCACCGGAAAAGAGUGGAUUCUGGCCAAUGUCAACUGCACCGGGUAUUUCAGAGUUAACUACAAUCAAGAGAACUGGGAAAUACUGCUUCAACAGCUGAGUGACGACCACCAUGAAGUACCAGUCAUCAACAGAGGGCAGUUAAUAGACGAUGCAUUUAAUCUUGCAAGAGCCAAAUACAUUGAUGUCACACUGGCUUUGAACACCACCAAGUACCUGUUGAACGACACUGAGUUCAUCCCAUGGGAAUCAGCCUUGAAAAACCUGGACUACUUCAUCCUCAUGUUUGAUCGCUCUGAGGUCUAUGGGCCAAUGAAGGCAUACCUAAGGAAGCAAGUUGAGCCGCUUUAUAGACACUUUGAAGAUCUCACCAUCAAUUCAACCGUACCAGAUGAACACACUGCACAGUACAACCAGAUUAAUGCCAUCUCAGUGGCGUGCAGCAACGACAUCCGAGACUGCAUAGACAUGGCCAAGGAGCAGUUUCAGCGAUGGAUGAGAGACGCCUCCACCAACAGGAUCCCUCCCAACCUGAGGUCCACCAUCUACUGCAACGCCAUUGCCGCAGGGGGUGAGGUGGAGUGGGAAUUCGCCUGGGAGAAGUAUCAGAACGCCACCAUCGCCACCGAGAAGGACAAGCUGAGAUAUGCCCUGUCCUGCACCAAAGACAUCUGGCUCCUCAGCAGAUAUCUGUCCUACACUUUGGACCCGGAAAAGAUACGGAAGAUGGAUGCUGUCUCCACCAUCAACUACAUCGCCAGGAAUGUAGCUGGCCAGUCCCUGGCCUGGGACUUCGUCCAGUCACAGUGGACCUACAUAAGCCAGGAGUAUGGCGGGGGAAUCAUGUCUUUGGGCAGUCUUAUCGACGGGGUGACCCAGAGAUUCUCCACAGAAUUUGAGCUUCUGAAGCUGAAGCAGUUCCAGGCGGAACACGCGGAGGACACGCUAAGUUCGGGAACGCGAGCCCUGCAGCAAGCCAUCGAGAGGACUCAGGCAAACAUCAAGUGGGUGAAGGAAAACAAGCAGACGGUACUGGAGUGGUUUCGCAGGGAGUCUGCGGCCAGCUAAAGCGCCGAGGUUUUUUAACGAGAGCGAAGACGCUGGAAUACCAGAAAUGAGAAACGGAAAAGGAGUCCCGUGGCACUCAGUACAAACAGCCCAUGUUUUUGUUGUUGGUGUCUUUGUGUUGCGUUUGUGAAAAUUCUGCUGGGGUUUUGUCUGUCCCAUGAAAAUUCCAGAAGGCUUUGUUUUUUGUUUUGGUUUUUUUUUUUUUGUCCUUUUCAUAGCAGAGCACUGAAACAAAGUUCCCAAAUUCUUAUGCUGCAUUCAUGACUAUAAAAGAAUAUAUUUAAUAAAUAGGCCUAAUGCUUAAAUGACACAAAACAAACCUCAAAACAGAUAUGAGAAUGAGGUGCGUUAUGAUUAAUGAAAUGUCGUCUUUUGGUACAAAGUCUAAUUUAUUUCUAUUUAACAUGCCAUAAUAUACUUUAAUUUGUACGUUGGUCCUUCAGAAACUUUGUCAAUAAUGUUUACAGAGAUAAAGUCACAUCCUAAGAAGUAUCUCAGGCUAAAUAACCAAAGUAACUGUAAUAAACUACAAUAUGAAACAAUAGCGUUAUAAUGCAUCCUUG
This is a messenger RNA of Megalops cyprinoides (Indo-Pacific tarpon), 3570 nucleotides long. RefSeq names its product alanyl (membrane) aminopeptidase a (gene anpeplb). The record is from RefSeq and is a predicted model, not a curated record. Gene Ontology annotation, molecular function: zinc ion binding; peptide binding; metalloaminopeptidase activity. Lineage: Eukaryota; Metazoa; Chordata; Actinopteri; Elopiformes; Megalopidae. Gene Ontology annotation, biological process: proteolysis; peptide catabolic process. Bases 158 to 3007 code for a protein of 949 amino acids. The transcript is spliced from 20 exons. Gene Ontology annotation, cellular component: cytoplasm.